Lodderomyces margitis is the source of this 1461-nucleotide messenger RNA. It is a transcript of the gene TRY3, whose product is annotated as Try3p. The coding region runs from base 1 to 1461 and encodes 486 amino acids. The record is from RefSeq and is a predicted model, not a curated record. The transcript has a single exon. Lineage: Eukaryota; Fungi; Ascomycota; Pichiomycetes; Serinales; Debaryomycetaceae.
AUGAAGUUUGCAAAGACAUUGGAACGGACACUAGCUGAGGAUAUACCUGAAGAAUGGGUAGAAGCAGCAAUCAAAUACAAAGCUUUGAAGAAAUGUAUUAAUAAAGUGGUUGAUGAACUACAAUUUCUUGGUCUAGAGCAAAACAAAUUGAAGCUUAUACUUAAUGAUAAAGUGGUUGAUGUUGGCGAUGACGAGUCAACAAACCCACUGAAUCCAAUCAUUGCUCAAUAUACAUUGACCAAGCCUUCACCUGAAAGUCAUAUGGUUAAACCUAUGUUGAAGAUUACUUUGGAUUUCAGCCAUGAAGAACUAUCAAGCGAUAAAAUUAACCAGAUUUGUCAUGAAAUAAAGGAGAAGAUUGAAGGAUUGUUGAAUGAGGAUGAAAGUGAAGCAGACGAAGAAAAGAUUAUAGAGCUAACUGAAGAUGAAGGCGAGUUGAAAGUUGUUUCAAGUAGGGAAGGCUCACUAUCUCCAACCAUACACCCUCUGUCACCACCAGCGUCGCCUCCCUUGACCGCGAGUGAAACUAGCAAUCAGUUGGAUAAACUAGUGUUGGAUGAUGAUCAUAAAAAGCGAGAAAUCUACAUCAUGUUAAAUUCAGACAGCAAAUUUUUCAGAAUGUUGGAAGAAGAAUUGGAAGCGUUGGACUCGUUACGAAAAGAAGAAGAAUCAAAAUUAAUUGAAGAAGUGCAAAAUGUUGCCCAAGCAGUAUCAUCCAUGAAGGACAAACAAUCUGAACUUUACAAAUGGCGAGAAUUGUUUAGGAUCUACCUAGAUUCCGAAGUUUACUUCAAGUACAAUGAAAUAGACCAUGAGCAAAGAAACAGUGAACAAGUUGAGGAACACCUUCAGGAAUUUAUGACAAACGUCAACAAGACGGGGAUCCUCACCCAUUUCAAAAAGAAAAAGAGUCUUGAAACGUACAACCAGUUUGUUAAAAUGAAUUACCAUUUAUUGAAAAUGAUUCAAUUUCAAACGAUAAACACGGAAGCAUUACGAAAGAUUUUGAAAAAGUUUGACAAGCAAACGUCAUUGGGGAUACAGGAAAUUUAUCCCAAACUUGUAUCGUCAGAUCACAUCUUUGUGGGUGGUAAAUCCUUAGCCCAGUCAAUUUGCUACGUUAUGCAGACUUCAGUUCUACAAAUAAUCCCCCAAUUAGAUGAUUAUUCUUGUCCUAUAUGUACCAGUAUUGCAUAUAAACCAAUCCGUCUAUCUUGUGGUCACUUGUUUUGUGUUCGAUGUUUAGUUAAAAUGAAAGAGCGUGAUAGAAAUGAUUGUCCAUUUUGCCGAAGAACAAAUGCUAUAUUGGAGGCAGAUUCGGGUAAUUUAGAUUUGGAAGCAAUGGAAGUCAUGAAAAAAUAUUUCCCGGUUGAAGUGAAGGAGAAAUUGAAAGAUAGAAGUAAAGAAAGAUAUCUUGAGUUUAGAGGAAGUGACAAGGACGAUAAGUGUAUUAUUAGUUAG